Messenger RNA from Oncorhynchus kisutch (coho salmon), 5993 nucleotides. RefSeq names its product probable cationic amino acid transporter. Bases 498 to 2795 code for a protein of 765 amino acids. Gene Ontology annotation, cellular component: plasma membrane. The record is from RefSeq and is a predicted model, not a curated record. Gene Ontology annotation, biological process: amino acid transport; transmembrane transport. The transcript is spliced from 12 exons. Gene Ontology annotation, molecular function: amino acid transmembrane transporter activity. Lineage: Eukaryota; Metazoa; Chordata; Actinopteri; Salmoniformes; Salmonidae.
CUGAAUGAUUUAAAAGGCUCUCGCCUCCCACCGCCUCCUGGUGAUGCGCGAGAUGCUACUGCUGCUGAAGAGAGAGAAGGAGAAGAGAGAGAGGGAAGAGAAAGAGAGAGGAGAGAGAGGCAGAGAGAGCGAGAAAGGGCGAGCGAGAGAGGAGAGAGAGACUGCAACAGCAGCCGACAUGGAGCUCGAGCCUUUCCGGGGGACGGCGAGCAUCCUCUAAUCUGCCAGGGUCACGGUAGAAUACAUUGAUACCUGAGACAACAGAGAACACUUCUAUAUCACCAUGAAGCACUGCUGACACCCCCCUCACCUGACUACCAGAGAGAAGACACUUUCUUCCUCCCAUCCUCUCUCCCACUCAGCCCGUCUUCACAAGGAGAAACGUUAUUUACGAGAAAAGGGGAAAGGUGAAAGGUGAACGCCGGAGGAUAAAAUAGAAAAAAAGCUAAAGCCCUCUCUUGACCCUUGACCUCUAACCACUGACCUGUGACCUCAGUAUGUCAGGUCUGCGUGGUAAGCUGCAGCGUGUCCAGUGGCGGGCAGGAUGGCACUCCUUCACCUCCAGAGUCCUCAGGACCAAACCGGUAGAGAGCAUGUUGGACUCUGGGACAGGUGGUACCAGCAGCCAUGGCACCAAACUAGCGAGGGUGUUGUCCACGGUGGACCUGGUGUCACUAGGGGUGGGCAGCUGCGUUGGCACGGGGAUGUACGUGGUCUCUGGGCUGGUUGCUAAGGAGAUGGCCGGACCUGGCGUCAUCGUCUCCUUCAUCAUCGCUGCUGUCGCCUCUAUACUGUCAGGAGUGUGUUAUGCUGAAUUUGGGGUUCGCGUUCCCAAGACAACAGGCUCAGCCUACACCUACAGCUACGUGACAGUGGGGGAGUGUGUGGCCUUUUUCAUUGGCUGGAACCUGAUCCUGGAGUACCUGAUUGGUACAGCCGCGGGGGCGUCGGCUCUCAGCAGCAUGGCGGACUCACUAGCCAAUAAAAGCAUCUCUACGUUUAUGACUACACACAUCGGAACACUCAACGGCCUGGGUAAAGGAGAGCAGUCGUACCCAGACCUCCUGGCCCUGCUGAUAGCAGUAAUAGUGACAGUGAUCGUGGCCCUGGGGGUGAAGAACUCAGUAGGGUUUAAUAAUGUGUUGAAUGUGAUCAACCUGAUGGUGUGGGUCUUCAUGAUGGUGGCCGGACUCUUCUUCGUUAACGGACACAACUGGGACGAUGGAAGGUUCUUACCCUUCGGGUGGUCAGGGGUGAUGCAGGGAGCGGCAACAUGUUUCUAUGCCUUCAUAGGGUUUGACAUCAUCGCUACGACAGGAGAGGAAGCCAAGAGCCCCAACACCUCUAUACCCUAUGCUAUUACUGUUUCCCUCAUCACCUGCCUUACUGCAUACGUCUCUGUAUCAGUGAUUCUGACUCUGAUGGUUCCCUAUACAGAGAUCGAUGCAGACGCUCCUCUGAUGGAGAUGUUUGCUGUACAUGGCUGUUAUUUUGCUAAGUACAUAGUAGCAGUAGGCUCUGUAGCUGGCCUAUCUGUCAGUCUCCUGGGCUCUCUGUUCCCCAUGCCACGAGUCAUCUACGCUAUGGCUGGAGAUGGACUGCUGUUCAGGUUCCUGGCCCAUGUGUCUCCCUACACUGAGACUCCAGCGGUGGCAUGUGUUGUGUCUGGCUGUCUGGCUGCUCUCCUCUCUCUCCUCGUCUCCCUGCGAGAUCUCAUAGAGAUGAUGUCCAUAGGAACACUACUGGCUUACACACUGGUUAGUGUGUGUGUGUUGUUGCUACGCUACCAGCCAGAAUCAGACAUCCACGGCUUUGUGAACUUCCUGUCUGAGGAGCAGUCCAAUAAGAAGAAGGAGGGCGUGUUAGCUGAGUGUGAGAAGGAAGUGUGCUCUCCAAUCAGUGAAGUAGAUGACUACGGAGGACCUCAAACUAACACCUGUGGAGCUAAGAAUCUCCCCUCGCUAGGCGACAACGAGAUGCUGAUUGGUAAACCAGAUAAAACCACUUACACUGCCAGCCACCCGAACUACGGCACCGUCGACAUGGGCUCCGGCAUCGAAUCAGAAGAGUCGGAGGGCGGGAUGUCGUGGAGACUGAAGAAGCUGAUUGGUCCGCGGUACUACACCAUGAGGAUCAGAUUGGGCCUGCCUGGGAAGAUGGACCGGCCCACUCCGGCAACAGGAAAGACAGUUACUGUCUGUGUCCUCCUCCUCUUCCUCGUAGUCUUCAUCUUCAACUCCUUCAUCAUCUUCGGAGCGGCCAGCAUCGGUGAUGGCAGCUGGUGGGCUCUUCUCCUGCUGAUCUUCCUGGUCAUCUUCAUGGCCCUCCUCAUCGUCAUCAUCCUGCAGCAGCCAGAGAACCCGAAGCGACUACCCUACAUGGCUCCGGCUGUUCCCUGGGUUCCUGCUGCUGCCAUGCUGGUCAACAGCUACCUGAUGUUAAAACUGUCUGCCAUCACCUGGAUACGCUUCGCUGUCUGGUGUUUCCUAGGUAUCCUGAUCUACUUUGGCUAUGGGAUGUGGAACAGUACUUUGGAGAUCAGGUCCAGGGAGCAGGAGGUCCAUGCGUCUACAUACCAGCGCUACGAUGGUCACCAUGCCGGGGUGGACGACGGCUUCUCAGGCUUCAGCGUUGACGACGACCUCUACCCCCCUAGCAACAACGACCCCUGGGCCGCACCAGACGGUGUCGACGGGUCAGGGCUGGUACCCCCCAAGGCUGAUGAUGAUGAUUGGACGGUUCCGAAGGGAGGAGCUAAGAGAGCGCUAGCGGAGGAGGACCCAGUAGAUUUCUGAGAAGAAAGGAAUGAUGGACGGAUGUUUCCGAGAGGAUUGAUAGAUGUUACUGUUGUAAACACCUGAAUGUACUGCCUUCUGCCGGCUGCCUGCCUGCCUGCCGGGUGUGUGUGUGUUGUGUGUGUGUGUCUGUCUGAAUGUUUGUGUGGGUCCCUUGUUACUUAUUUAAAAACAUAAUUUUUUCAUUGAGUUCCAAAGGAAGUAUGAUCCUAUGGAGGAAAGCUGUAGACUACCAAUCAGAAACAGUGGGCGGGGUCUUGGGGUUGAUUUGGUGAUGGGCAUACAGUGAAGGUAUUUUCCUCUCACCAUAGACAGUCCAGAGUGAUGACAGACUGGGAGCGACGAGUCAGCAUUUCCUGGUUCGCCACACUCACAGGAAGUUGUCAGAGCGCUGAUCCGAGGUCACUUCCUGUCACUGGUGCAGGUGUCUCUGCUGCUUCUCUCAUCUCUCAGAGAGGAAACUAGCUACACACACACACACAGACACACACCCGCCUCUCCAGUCUCUAUCUGGGAAGGAGGGGGGCUGAUGGGGUUUUGUGUCACAUUGUAAUUGGACUUUGCUUGCAAUAGUGCCUUCAUCUGUGUGUGCAUGCGUGUGUGUGUUUUUAUUUUGGCUGUGUGUGUGCAUGCGUGCGUGUGUGUGUACGCUUUUACACCUUGUAUCUAUGUCCCCUUCAGGGUCUUACCAGUGGAGUGUGUUUGUGACUUAUUUUGCUCCAUCCCACUCUCUAUGAACCCCCCCCCCACAAGCCCCUGUUGCUGUGUUACUAGAGCUCAGAAUGGAAAGGUUCUAAAUGACAGAUUUGUUCUAAACAGAGUGAUGGACGCCACCCUGCUCUGCUCUGCCUACAGGCUAAAUCUCCAAAUGAACGUUACUAUAUUAGAGAGAAGACGAGAUGAGAAUUGCUCUCACAUCAGACAAAUAUCUCUGAGUGUUUAGUCACAUAGAACCCUCUAAUUCUAUGGUCUCCACCCCCUUGGGGAAGCCUUACUUGUCAAAUGCACUAAACUAAAGAUGCCACGCGACCCCUCCUACUCUCCACGACCCCUAACCGCUAAUCUAUAUCCCUAACCACACUACCCAGGGUUCUCUCUGCUCUUCAGGGGUGGGCUCGCUUGUGUUGUCCAGUGAAACACACACACACACACACACACACACACACACACACACACACACACACACACACACACACACACACACACACACACACAGUUCAGCUGAACCCAAAACCAGAAAGGGGCUUCAGUAGGUACUCUGUGCUCCUUAGUUGUACUGUAAAUAUUAUGUCUCUGUGUGUGUGAGCGUGUGCACGCUCGUAUGUGUGUGUGUGUGUGUGUUCCAUGCCUGUGGCUAUGUAAUGUGGCUGGCUGGUGAAUGUGAUAGCAUGCUAAUGUGUAUAGCAUGGAUGUAGAUGUUGUAUUUGCAUGUGGUGACCGGCUGCUAAGAGACAUUAUAGAACUAACAACACCCACUCCAAGCUGACCCCUGACCCCUGAUAAGGGAAACUAUAGGGUGAAGGGGACUGGUCGAUCUGGAACUGGGGUAUGAUAUGUAGCAAAUUUAGUAGGUGGUGGUUCUUUGGUUUCAUCUCCACCCCUCACCACCACUAACUCCACCCCUCACUACCACUAACUCCACCCCCUGUGUUUACAAAGCAAGCCAAAGUCCACAACAUUAUGUUAACUUUGUAGAGAACUAGCUUGAGAACUAUUCACUAGCUAGAGUAAAUACAUUCAGUUACAUUCACUAGCUAGAGUAAAUACAUUCAGUUACAUUCACUAGCUAGAGUAAAUACAUUCAGUUACAUUCACUAGCUAGAGUAAAUACAUUCAGUUACAUUCACUAGUUAGAGUAAAUACAUUCAGUUACAUUCACUAGCUAGAGUAAAUACAUUCAGUUACAUUCACUAGCUAGAGUAAAUACAUUCAGUUACAUUCACUAGCUAGAGUAAUACAUAGUUACAUUCACUAGCUAGAGUAAAUACAUUCAGUUACAUUCACUAGCUAGAGUAAAUACAUAGUUACAUUCACUAGCUAGAGUAAAUACAUAGUUACAUUCACUAGCUAGAGUAAUACAUUCAGUUACAUUCACUAGCUAGAGUAAAUACAUAGUUACAUUCACUAGCUAGAGUAAAUACAUUCAGUUACAUUCACUAGCUAGAGUAAAUACAUAGUUACAUUCACUAGCUAGAGUAAAUACAUUCAGUUACAUCCAACAGCAUUGACACAAAAACAUGAGGAAAAACGAUCAAACAAAAAUAGGAGUAUUUUUCUACUGCUGGGUCACGCCCACAACUAUCCCUAACCACACUACCCAGGUCCUCCAAUGGUGGGCCUCCACAGUAAGUGGGUGAGGUUUAUCCACUUUCACUUCUUGUAUUUCGCCCAAUCAGAGCUCAGCUUGGGAGGAAACGGUAAAAGCUUAUAUUUUUAACUACUUCUAUCUCUAGUCGGUUAAGGUUAAGUAAAAAAAAAAUGUGUAUUUUCUUUUAACGAUCUUAUAACAUUUAUUACAGUCUAAAGUAGGCAAAUUAGAAGGUUAUAAAAACAUUUAAAAAACAAUAAACACUAUUUUAUUACAACACUAAAGAAAACGUUGCCGCUGUUGCUUUUAAAGUCUGAGGUGCUGUUGGUUUGUUCAUUUUGUCUCGGGAGAAGGUGUGCCAUGUCUCUGUCCACUUCCUGGUAUUCAAUCAUAAUGCAUUCCGGUUUGAACCGCACAGAACGUCAACAAUCUUCCUAACAGCUUCCUAAAGCCCAUUUAGGGACGGGUGAUAUAAAUUAACACCAGCUAUCCACAUUGGUUAAAUUGCUGGUUUAUUCAAUCGGUCAAUGAAAUGCACUGCGAUUGAAUUCCUGCCUCUAUCUCUCUCCUGCUGUGGCUGGCUGUCUUUGUGGGAUGUUGAGACUGGCUUCUGUUUGCUGACUAGAUAUUUGUUUUUCUUCUGUAUAUUUUUGCUAUCUGAAGUUGUAAAAUGUUCUGAUGUAUUUGGGGUUUUCUGUUAUUGUUUUUGACUUCAUAUGAAAUGACACCCUAUCAGGACUCUGGCCAAAAGUAGUGCACUAUAAAGGGAAUAGGGUGCCAUUUUGAAUGCAGGCCCUAUAUGUGUUUCUGCUCCUGAGUGCACUUGUUUAAUCUGAGUUGUCGAUAUCGCCUCCAUGCAACAAUUAAACAUUAUUUAUUGCAAAUAUGAA